This is a messenger RNA of Gavia stellata (red-throated loon), 2466 nucleotides long. It is a transcript of the gene NDUFAF1, whose product is annotated as NADH:ubiquinone oxidoreductase complex assembly factor 1. Gene Ontology annotation, biological process: mitochondrial electron transport, NADH to ubiquinone; mitochondrial respiratory chain complex I assembly. Gene Ontology annotation, cellular component: mitochondrion. Bases 507 to 1418 code for a protein of 303 amino acids. NCBI's taxonomy places the organism in Eukaryota, Metazoa, Chordata, Aves, Gaviiformes, Gaviidae. The transcript is spliced from 6 exons. The record is from RefSeq and is a predicted model, not a curated record.
CGUGCUGAGGACGGUCUACCGGCCCCUAUCAGUGUUUAUUCGCGCUAUCCCGCCUACGUGUUGCUGACAAUCAGGCAUCUUCCCCCUCAGCCUGUCUUUAAACGCAAAGAUAUUUGCGAAUAAACUGCUCGGCACCGUGCAGCGGCCUCUCCGGUCGCCUCCGCCGCCGGUGAGGGCGGGAACUCCGUGGCCGCCGCCGGCGGAACCUGAGCGGCGCGGUGCGCGUUUCCCCGCCGGGCCCGGAAGCGGUGGGACCCACCGGUAACGGCGGGAAGAUGCAUUGAGGGGACAAGGGGCUGGAUGAAUUAUGGAAGAAGCAUGUAGCUGCUGUAGGACUUCAUAUCUGAAAAGACUUGUCAUCUCUGAUUGUCGGAUGAGACUGCCGUUCUGGUGGAGACAAAGUACGGUAACUAAAGUAAGAUAGCUCCGGAUACUGGUUUUGUUGUUAAAUUAAUUUCAAACCCAUUAAUUGCCUUACUGGAAGUGAAUUCUUAAAGUUUAUCAACAUGGCCCUGACUACUACGUUGCUGAACAGGGCUUACUUACAUGGUAGAUGCUGCAGGCACAAAGUUUUGCACCGCUUACUUGGACCUCUCCUCAGCGACUCCAUGUCAAAAUUGUAUAGCACCUACAGGAGGCCAGGGUCGCAGCCUGAGAAAAAACCCUCUUGGCAAAAUAUUGAUUUCAGUUUUAAGAAGGGCAUUGAUGUCUUAAAGACUCAGCUAAGCAUGCUGAAGAAGGAGACCAAAGAUUACUUAAAAGGACCUGGAGGCCACCCAUUCAGUCAGUACCUGCUGGAACAGACAAGAGUGUUGUGGGAGUUUCGGAGCCAAGAAGAUUUAAAUAAAUGGGUUAUUUCCUCUGAUGUAGAGAUUGGAGGCAAAAGUGAAGUUUACCUCAAAUUGGGUAGGAAUAACCAGGCUGCUCUGCUGUAUGGAACCCUCAAUACAGAAGUACCUCGUGAUGGGGAGACAAAAUACAGUGGAUACUGUAGUAUGAGAGCUAAACCGCCAGUGGGAUCUUUUGCUAGGAAGAAGUAUUAUGACUGGUCAAACUUCAACAGUCUGUAUUUACGUGUCCGUGGCGAUGGCAGACCUUGGAUGGUAAACAUUUAUACAGACCCUUACUUCUCUCAUCAAAAGGAUGAUCUCUACAACUACUUCAUGUUCACCCGAGGAGGCCCAUACUGGGAGGAAAUAAAGAUUCCGUUCUCCAAAUUCUUUCUCUCCAGUCGGGGAAGAGUCCAGGAUGACCAGCAUCCUAUCUGGUUAGACAAGGUUAGUACCCUUGGAUUCACAAUUGGAGAUAAAGUAGAUGGUCCGUUCCAACUGGAGAUUGAUUUUAUUGGCCUGCUGAACGAUAGAGCUCACACAGAAGAAUUUGCCUAUGAAACAUAUGAAAAGAAUCCUCAACUCUAAGUGGGGCUGGUGUCCUUUGCAACAUUCUUCAGACACGUGGUUUGUUUUUAGGAAACAGUUCUUAACAUAUGGCUUAGAACAACUUGAAGAUUCUAUGUAAACAUUAAUGAGACGAGUGCAUGAAGUUUUGACUAGUGACACUGUUGGUAUCUUCAAGCAGCCCCGUACAGAAUAUUCUGGAGAGACUGUAUGUACAUGGACUGGAACGUAGCCUGAGGAGAGCUGCAAUGUAUUCUUACAAAAUAGUAACUGUUGACAGGGUAAGUUUUGGCUUCUGUCCUCCUGACCUUUACAGAAAUACGAGUAUUUAACGAGCUUGCUGUAGUAGUUCUUUGCACAACAAUUUCAUUUUCUACUUUAUGGGGUUUGGAGACAGUUCUACAACACUUGCAUCCGCUAGUUUUAAACUGGAAGAAGUAUGAUGAGAAUUAAUACCCUGAGGAACUGUGCUGAAAUGUGACUCAGCUGCUGAAAUUUACAAAGAGCAGCAGAAGUGGAAGAGGCUGAAGUAUUUCAACCUUUAGCUUUGGCUCCUCUGAAUAACUAAAAAAAGAAAAAGCUGCCACUGCCAAGAUUGAACCAGUAGCUGUGCAGUGGACUUAGCUUUUCAUUUGGAGCUGUUGAGGACAGUCCUACAGCUUUAUAGAGCUACAGCUGAUGAACAGAAGUAGUGCUCCAAGGGUGGGGUGGGGGGAAACCCCCAUCCCUGUCUGUUCCCUGAGGAGGCACAGCCCAGCUUGGUUAGCAGUGUUACAGGGCAGAUCAGAUCAUGCUUUUCUGAUGUGUGCAGUGAGCUUACCUCAGUUGUAUUGGAAGAAGUCCCAGCCUCAGCUGGUGGCAUAGGAGCUCAAUACCUCCCUUUUUCUGAGAAGUCUCAUUUUCAGUAAUUCGAGAAACACAUUAAAGAACAGGUGCUGAAUGGUUUCAUUUCACCUGUCACAAACUUAGUCUAAUCAAAGCACUGACCUUGCUUAAGUGUACUUUACAAAUGCUAAAUGUACCUAUAUUUUAUAUGGAAGAGGCCACAAUAAAGCAAGCUGAAGCAGUG